CAGAAUCGAAUCUUUCCUCUUUAAUUUAAAAAAGAAAUUUGAGGUGCUGAGUCGGUUUCGGGAUCUUCAGCAGCUCUGUGAAAGAGUAAAGUGGUGGUAUAAAAAGCUGUCCGCGCCGAGCUAAAGAAUAAUGGCCGAAAUUAAUGUUGAUCGAACCCGCCAGAUAAAAUCUUCAUUCAAUUUUCUGACCGUUUUUCCAUCUUCAGUUACACUUUUUUAUUUCCCUAAAUUUAGAGAAAACUAGAGCUGUAGCUAAAUCGUUUGCGUGUGGUGUUCAGCAUAGCAGAUUUCCUGGACUGGAAAUAGUUGUUCAGUCCAGCAGCAACGCGAGUUUGGAGAAUUCUUCAUAUUCCACACAUUUUGGAGCAAUUCUUAGUGAGAUUUCCUUUCCGGAGGCUCUACACAGAGGGGAUGACUGGGCUUCUUUUGCCAUGAUGCCACUUAAGGUUGCAAUAGGUAAUAAGUUUUCCUAGCUGUGGAGGAGAGCCAAUUGAUUUGUUUGGUUAAAAGAGAAUGUUGCUUCUUGAUAGAUUAUAGUUUCUGCAAUUGGCCUUAUAUCUUAAGAGGCACUCCGGAUGGUUGUGUGAUACUUCAACUUAACAAUUUUCUAGCAAACAAAUUGGAAACAUGAAUGAUCUUAUCACAAAAUCGGUUUCCAAUUAUGCGGAUCUAAAACAAAGCUACAUUCCAGAUUUGGAAGCAGGUGGUGAUCUGGAGAUGACAGCUAUCGGUGUUGAUUCAAAUCUAGAUAAGUUCUUUGAGAAAGUUGAUGAUAUAAAAAAAGAUAUGGAAGCAAUACAGAUAUUGUUUGGGAAGCUGCAAUCUGCAAAUGAACAGAGCAAAACAGUCCAUAAAGCAAAGGCUCUGAAGUCUUUGAGAGAUCAGAUGGAUAAAGAUGUGAAAGAAAUCCUUUCCAAGUCUAAAGUGGUCAAAACAAAGCUUGAAACCUUGGACAAAGCCAAUAUGGAAAGCCGCAGGUUGAGUGGAUGUGGAGAGGGAACAACUACUGACAGAACAAGAACCACAAUUACAAACAGUCUAAGAAAAAAGUUGAAAGAUUUAAUGGGCGAAUUUCAAGUUUUAAGGCAAAACAUAACAGAAGAAUACAAAGAUAUAAUUGAAAGAAGAUUCUACACUAUAACAGGGCAGCAUGCAGAUGAAGAUACAAUUGAAAAAAUCAUCUCAACAGGGGAGAGUGAAACAGUACUGCAGAAAGCCAUUCAAGAGCAGGGUCGAGGUCGUAUUCUUGAAACGAUCCAUGAGAUACAGGAGCGUCAUCAUGCAGUUAAGGAGAUUGAGCGAAAUUUGCUUGAGCUGCAUCAACUCUUUUUGGACAUGUCCGUGCUUGUAGAAGCACAGGGAGAGCAACUAAAUGAUAUUGAAUAUCAUGUUGCCCAUGCUGCAAAUUAUGUUGAGCGUGGAACAAAACAACUUCAAACUGCAAAAAGCCACCAAAGAAGUAGUAGGAAAUGGAUGUGUAUUGCAAUCAUUAUCUUGUUGAUUAUUAUCCUCAUAAUUGUCAUUCCUAUUGUUACAAGCCUGAAGAAGUCAUGAAGAUAAAAUUUAUUGCAGAUUCAGGCAUUUCAGUUGCCAUGAUUUUUUAAAUUCAAUUUUAACUCCUAGCUUUCCAUUAUUGAAAGGUUUAAUACAGUCAAACAUUGUUGUACCAUAAAGGUAGUCAGGUGGUGUGAUAUUUGAACCUUGCAACUUGUGUUGUAGAACACUUGUCUUUUUUGGAUAGAUGGACAAUUGAAUUGUAUUUUUUUUAAUCUCUAUUUUCAGUUAUCAUCUCUUCACAGCC
Messenger RNA from Cryptomeria japonica (Japanese cedar), 1801 nucleotides. RefSeq names its product syntaxin-124. Gene Ontology annotation, cellular component: endomembrane system; plasma membrane; SNARE complex. The record is from RefSeq and is a predicted model, not a curated record. Gene Ontology annotation, biological process: intracellular protein transport; exocytosis; vesicle fusion. Gene Ontology annotation, molecular function: SNARE binding; SNAP receptor activity. NCBI's taxonomy places the organism in Eukaryota, Viridiplantae, Streptophyta, Pinopsida, Cupressales, Cupressaceae. Bases 628 to 1554 code for a protein of 308 amino acids. The transcript is spliced from 5 exons.